Messenger RNA from Urocitellus parryii (Arctic ground squirrel), 1602 nucleotides. The record is from RefSeq and is a predicted model, not a curated record. NCBI's taxonomy places the organism in Eukaryota, Metazoa, Chordata, Mammalia, Rodentia, Sciuridae.
GAGGUCGGCUGUUCCAGGAGCUGCUAUGGUGUUGAGUUCCCCGGUAUCGCCGACCGAGCCAAGGCAUUCGCUGCCAUGAAGGCGGGUGCCACAUCUAUGUGGGCUUCGUGCUGUGGGCUGCUGAAUGAAGUCAUGGGAACCGGAGCUGUCAGGGGCCAGCAGUCAGGAUUUGCAGGAGGCACUGGUCCUUUCAGAUUUACACCAAACUCUGAUUUUUCCACCUACCCACCAGCAACUCCGGAAGGGCCUAAUAUAGUUUGCAAAGCCUGUGGACUUUCAUUUUCAGUCUUUAGAAAGAAGCAUGUGUGUUGUGACUGCAAGAAGGAUUUUUGCUCCGUUUGUUCAGUCCCGCAAGAAAAUCACCGUAGAUGUUCUACUUGUCACUUAUUACAAGAGACUGCCUUCCAGCGCCCUCAGUUGAUGGGACUAAAAGUGAAGGAUCUUCGGCAGUAUCUCAUUCUUAGAAACAUACCAAUAGAUACUUGUCGAGAGAAGGAAGACUUGGUAGAUCUAGUACUGUGCCACCAUGGACUAGGCUCUGAGGAUGACCUGGACACAAGCAGUCUGAAUUCUUCACAGUCCCAGACUUCUAGCUUUUUUACACAGUCAUUUUUUUCAAACUACACCGCCCCUUCUGCUACCGUGUCUUCCUUUCAGGGGGAGCUUAUGGAUGGAGACGGCACCUCCAGAUCUGGAGCACUGGCACAGGUACAAAGUGAAAUAGCUUCAGCAAACACAGAAGAUGAUGAUGAUGAUGAUGACGAUGAUGAGGAUGAUGAAGAAGAAGAAGAAAAUUUGCAGGAUCGGACCCUUGGGCUCUCCAAGAAGCGAGUGAGAACUUCGCUGUCUGACCUGUCAAGCCUUGAAGAGGUGGAGGGGAUGAGUGUGCGCCAGCUGAAGGAAAUCCUGGCUCGGAAUUUUGUCAACUAUUCUGGCUGUUGUGAAAAAUGGGAACUGGUAGAGAAAGUUAACCGGUUAUACAAAGAGAAUGAAGAAAACCAAAAGUCAUAUGGUGAGCGGCUACAGCUGCAGGACGAGGAAGACGACAGUCUGUGCCGCAUCUGCAUGGAUGCUGUCAUCGAUUGUGUCCUACUGGAAUGUGGGCACAUGGUCACCAGCACCAAGUGCGGCAAGCGCAUGAGUGAGUGUCCCAUCUGCCGCCAGUACGUGGUGCGAGCUGUGCACGUGUUCAAGUCCUGAAACCAAGGUUCUCCCCAGUGGGACACGCACCCCCAGACUCCAUCCCAAACAUUUCAUUGCACAGAAGGGACUGGAAACUUACUGUUCAAAGGCAGAAGCUAUUUUUAAAAAUUAUUUUCACUACUUAUUGGGGGCAUAAAGUUUCAUCCUAAGAUGAAGAAACAUUGGUCCGUGCCAUGAGCCUGCCUGCGAUCACGAGCUUCCUAGGUUUUACGGGGUUCUGUCACAUGUCCCUCGUGAGCGCUAGUUGUUGAAGUCGGACUGUUGGGCAUCAGCUCCUGCUCUCUGGCCAAUACUUACCCCAUUCUUAUUUCCCUUUGAUCCUAUGUUGGAAACUUCUGUUCUCUUUGGGUGAGGUGAGCUCACUGUCCACAGUGGCUCAUGUGGAACGUGCUAAGCAGC